AUGGCCUCGGUGGGGAAAAAUCUCAGUUUACCUGGCAAGUCUGCUGGGGACAGGCAGCACUGUGGAGGGGAGAACCUGUGUAUAUACAAAGGCAGAGUAUUGGAAGGAGAAUAUGAUGAUGAUAUUGAAGAGAGACAGAUUGACGAUCAAAUGAGUGGAACAUCAGAGUCACCCUCAGGUGAUGAAAAACCUGACCUGGACACUGAAAAGGAGAGUGAAACCUUAUCAGAGAAGGCAUUGGAGGUCUCUGACGAUGAGAAGGAUGAAGAUGAUAAAUACUCUGACAGUGACUUCUGGGACAAUGAACAAGCACCAGACGCAACUUUUGUGGCAGAAGGAAGAAGAACACUUGAUGUGGAGGAAGCAGCAGAAAAAGUGGGACGAGAAAGGACGAUGCUAGGGGAGACAAAAACAAUUGAGGAGGCACAUUUUGUUGAAGAGGAAGAAAUAUUCACCAAAGAGGAAGGAGAAGAAGUGGAACUGUUGGGACACUUGCUGCCCGAGGAAGAAGCAGUGGCUCUGCUGCAGGCAGAGGGUCAGCCUGUGGUAGAGGAAUCUGCACCCGAAGAGAGUGCCAUGGCAGAGGGAGAUCCCAAAGGACAGGGGAUAGGGAAAAGAAGGGACCUUGGCAUUGAGAUGACACCUGGGGAACAGGGAGAUGUGGUGGAGGGGAUGGAGAGCGAGGCAGACCUUGAGGCGCAGGGAACUGGGGAAGAGGAGCUGCCAGGAGCAGGGGAAUUGCUUGACGAGGAGGAAAGAAGAAUGCAGCCCGGGGGAUGGGGUGGGGCUGAAGAACCAUCUGACAGUAAUGAGGAGGAAUCAGAAAAAGAGGACUCUGAUGGAGAGGACGACAUGGAGGAGGGAGGACUUGAAGGGGAAGAUAUGCUUGGUGCUCUGUCUGAGGGAGAGGAGGAUGAGGGAGAAUUUGAAUGGAUAAAUGUGGCGAGUCCUUUUUGUGAAGAAGAGGACGACAUGGAGGAGGGAGGAUUUUUAGGGAAAUAUGUUGUUUCUCUGUCUGAGGGGGAGGAGGACCUGGAGAAGAUCUGUUUUGCAUGGUAG
This is a messenger RNA of Athene cunicularia (burrowing owl), 1059 nucleotides long. RefSeq names its product otolith matrix protein OMM-64-like. Lineage: Eukaryota; Metazoa; Chordata; Aves; Strigiformes; Strigidae. The coding region runs from base 1 to 1059 and encodes 352 amino acids. The record is from RefSeq and is a predicted model, not a curated record. The transcript is spliced from 3 exons.